UGGGGUCCCGGAUACCCCGGAUGUCAUGGGCCGGGAGGGGGCGCUGUGGGCACAGGCACCUCCCCAGCCCGGAUAAUAAAAGUUCCAAAGACUCAGCGAGUGUGUGUCACUGGUGGGGCGGGACAGGUUUUGGGGAGAUUGGCGUCGCCCCCACACACACACUCGGGGACUUUCCGCUGAGGACCGGCGGGGACGCGCGGGGGCGGCGGCGAGGGUGGCCGGCUUCCCGUCUCCGCCGGGCUGCGCCGCACCCGGGAGCCAUGCGGGGCGCACAAGCCGCCCCCCUCCGGCUGCUGUUGCUGGUAGGGGCGCUGCUCCCCACGACUCGCGCCCAGGCCAGCGCGGGACCGCUGCAGUGCUUCAGAGUCGGACCCGAGGGGAACCUGAACUGCUCCUGGGAGCGUGUGGGGGACCUGGGAGGCCCCAUCGUGCUGCACCUCCAAAGCCAGAAGUACCACCGCAACAGAACCCAGCUGGUGCCGGUACCUGCGGGGCAGAGCUGGGAGACCGUUUCUCGGAAGGUGCUCACCUCGGGGGACCAGCUGCUGGUCUGGGGGACACAAGGAGGCCACCCUCUCUGGGCCCCCAUCUUCGUGGACCUGGAGACACGAGUGAAGCCCGAUGCCCCCUGGCUGUUACCCAGCGUGGACUUCUCAGAGGACGCGCCGCUGGAGGCCACCGUGCAGUGGCAGCCACCCAAAUGGCCACCCCUCAAGGCCCUGACCUGUGAGUUCCACUACCAGAGGUGCCCGGAGCAAGGCUGGCUCCCGCUGGAGCCGGACCUGAAGACUAUGCCGCUGAGCCCGGUGGAGAUGCAGGAGCUGGAGCUCACCUCUGCCUACAGCGUGCGGGGCCGCUGCAGGGUGGAGUCGGAAAGAGACCUGUGGGGCGAGUGGAGCCCGGCCCUCUCCUUCCAGACCCCGCCGGCUGCUCCUAAGGACGUGUGGGUCUCAGGGAACGCGUGCGCGACCCCAGGCAGCCGAGCCGCCCUGCUCGUGUGGAAGGCCCCAGGGCCCUGUGUGCAGGUGAGCUACCAGGUGUCGUUCUGGACUGGAGAGAAGAUGCUGAUGCAGGAGGGGGUGCCCUGCUGUUCAUGGCCUGUCCCUGCCCUGGCACACUGGGCCAGGGUGUCUGCUGAAGGUGGUGUCCCCUGGGAGCCCUCCACCAAACUCUCCUUGGUCUGCUUGGCUGCAGACUCUGUGCCCCAGGACGUGGUGGUCAGCAGCGUGGCUGGGAGCCCUGGGCUGCUGGUGAGCUGGCGACGGGGGACCCAGGAGCCCUGGGAGUACGUGGUGGCCUGGGCCCCGGAUGGAAAAGUCCCGGAGGACAUCAGCUGGACCCGGCUUCCUCCGGGGAACCUCAGUGCUGUGCUGCCAGGCAACUUCACCAGAGGGGUCCCCUACCGCAUCACGGUGACGGCGGUCUUUCCUGAGGGCCUGGCCCCCGCUCCCUCAGCCUGGGGGUUUGGAGAGGAGCUAGCACCCGUAGCAGGUCCAGCACUUUGGCGGCUCCCAGAUGACCCCCUGGGGACCCCUGCCGUGGCCUGGGGAGAGGUCUCAAGGCAAGAGCUCCGGGGCCACCUCACCCACUAUACCUGGUGUGCACAGAGCGCCUCCAGACCCUCGGUCUGUGUGAACGUGAGCAGCAGCACCCGGACUGUCACUCUGCCCAACCUCCCCGGGGGACCCUGCAAGCUGUGGGUCAUGGCGGCCACCAUCGCGGGACAGGGCCCACCGGGUCCCAGCCUCCAGUUCCACCUUCCAGGGAGUAGUUUGAGCUGGCAAGUCCUGCCCCGCGUUCUGUGCCUGUGUGCCUUGCUCGUGCUGGGCGGCUGUCUGGGCCUGGCCACCCCCGGAAGGUGCCUCCACCUGAAACAUAAGGUGUUGCCCCGUUGGGUCUUGGAGAAGGUUCCUGAUCCUGCCAACAGCCAUUCUGGCCGCCCCCACAUCGAGGUCUCACAGCCUCAGCCUCCACCCCUUGGGGAUGUGCCCAUCCUGGAGGUAGAAGAGAUGGAGCCACUGCCACCUAGGGAGCUGCCCCAGGCCUCCACCCCACUUUACUCUGGGUAUGAGAAACACUUCAUGCCCACACCAGAGGAGCUGGGCCUUCUGCGGCCGUCAAGUCCCCAAAUGCUGGCCUGAGCCUGGCCCGGCCUGGAGCUACAGAACAGGCUCCCGGAACUUAUGCAGGCUGCGCCCUCCCCUGGGUGAGCCGGCCUGACAGACAAGACACUGAGACCAAGAGAGGCUGAGCCGCCUGCCUGAGGACACCCCGUCAGGAAGAGCAGGGGCUGGGAGACCCCCCAGAGAGGGGCCCAGCCUCGGUAGGGAGUGCAUGGGUGGAUGAGUGAGUGUGCCAACGAGAAGGUGUGAUACCGAGAGGGGAGCUGUCCUCUCACAGUCUGUCCUUCUGCCGGAACAGAACUGCAUCUGGGCCCAGGCCCGCCCUCCCUUGCAGCUGGAUCAGCCGUGGGCUGAGUUCUCACGGUGGAAUGUGGGUGGAAGCGACAUGGGCCAAUGUCAGGAGCAGGUGGGCCUCAAACACUCCUGCACCACACUCUUCCUGUGAGCUGGAACAUGCACGUGCUCGUGACCCAGCUUUGACAUACGCAAGGGGACAAGCAGUGCAAAGCAGCUUGAUCCCUAAGUGACUGUAGGCCAGUGCCUGAAUCCCCGAGUGACAGCAUGGUCAAUCUGAGUCCCUGAAUGACCACAUCCAUCAGAGACACAGCUUGUCUUUUUGUACUGUAGCUUGAGAUGAUUUUGUUACAGCAACCAAACCUGUACUCUCA
This is a messenger RNA of Chinchilla lanigera (long-tailed chinchilla), 2791 nucleotides long. RefSeq names its product interleukin 27 receptor, alpha (gene Il27ra). NCBI's taxonomy places the organism in Eukaryota, Metazoa, Chordata, Mammalia, Rodentia, Chinchillidae. Gene Ontology annotation, molecular function: protein binding. The transcript is spliced from 14 exons. The record is from RefSeq and is a predicted model, not a curated record. The coding region runs from base 21 to 2141 and encodes 706 amino acids.